ACUGCUCUGCUUAUCGGGGCGCGAUCUUGGGCGAAACCAUUCCUCCGCGGAAAAAAAAAACAAAGAAAAUAAAACGGAAUAAUCUUCCCUUCUUCUCCCGUUAUAACGGUCUCGGCCAACCAACAAAGCUAAUCAAAGGAAAGAAGCGAGAGAGCGGGAAAGCGAGUCGCAGAUCGCAUUCUUGCCCCAUCCAUGGAGGCGAACCAGCCGGGAUCCGAGAGAGACAAAGGGAGCUUGCCGUCCCCCAUCGCCGUCGUCUGUAGCUUCUGGAGAGAUUUUGAUUUAGAAAAGGAAAGAAGUGGGCUUGAUGAACAGGGACUAAAAAUUGCUGAAAAUCAGGAAAUUAGUCAGAAGAACAGGAGGAAGCUAGCAGAGAGUACUCGGGAUUUCAAGAAAGCAUCAGCAGAUGAGAAGCUAAAUUUGUUUAACUCCUUGCUUAAGAAUUAUCAAGAAGAAGUUGAUAAUCUUACAAAGAGAGCAAAAUUUGGAGAAAAUGCAUUUCUUCACAUCUACCAACAGCUUUAUGAAGCUCCAGAUCCUUAUCCAGUUCUUGCCUCAAUUGCUGAGCAAGAUCAAAAAUUUUCUGAACUUGGAUCUGAGAAUCGAAAAAUGAAGCUUGAGCUUGAAGAGUACCGGACGGAAGCUACUCAUCUAAAGAACCAGCAGGCUACUAUUAGAAGACUUGAAGAGAGGAACCGCCAGCUUGAGCAACAGAUGGAGGAAAAAGUGAGAGAAACUGUGGAAAUGAAGCAACGUAGCCUGGCUGAAGAAAACCAGAAAACUCUUGAGGUCCUGAAAGAGAGGGAACUUCUAUUGCAGGAUCAACUAUGGCAAGCCAAGGAAAGUGUGUCAAAUAUGCACAAACUACAUGAGUCUGCUCAAAGCCAGUUGCUUGAACUUCGUACUCAAUCAGAGGAAGAAAGAGCAGCAAAGGAAUCUGAGGUCAAUCUUCUAAUGGAUGAGGUUGAACGAGCUCAAGCACGUCUACUGAGUCUUGAGAGGGAAAAGGGAAUUUUGCAUUCUCAGCUGCAGUCGACAAAUCAAAAAAAUGAAAAUACAAGUGACUAUUUGGAGUCGAGCAAUAUCCUUGAGAGUUCCUUGAAUGCGAAGGAGAAGAUAAUCUCUGAGUUAAACAUGGGACUCCAUGAUAUGGAAACUGCUUUAUCUAAGGAGAGGGAGCAGCACAUGAAUGAGAUCAAGAAGUUGAAUGCAUUGCUCAAUGAAAAGGAGACUGCUCUUACAGAGAUGAGAAAAGAACUUCAAGAAAGACCUACUGCGAAACUAGUGGAUGAUCUGCGUAAAAAAAUCAAAAUUUUGCAGGCAGUUGGUUACAACUCAGUUGAGGCUGAAGACUGGGAACUGGCUUCCAAUGGGGAAGAGAUGAGCAAGUUGGAGUCCCUUUUACUUGACAAGAACCGAAAAAUGGAUCAUGAAUUGACACAAUUGAAGGUUCAAAUUUUAGAGAAAAUAAAUUUGCUGGAAGCAGCUGAAGCGAAGAUUAUGGAACUAACUGCAAAGGUGGAUGAACAACAGAAGUUAAUUACAAAACUAGAAGAUGACAUACUAAAGGGUUGCAGCUCCACUGAACGGAAGGGCUCACUUUUGAAUGUUUGGGACUUUCAGGAGAUGGGGACAAGUGAAAUUUCUGAGGGUACAGAUCAAAGGCAUACUUCAGAUCAAGAUCAAAGUUCAAUGCUAAAAGUAAUUUGCAAUCAGCGUGAUCGUUUUCGAAUGCGCUUACGAGAAACAGAGGAGGAAAUGAGGCAAUUGAAGGAGAAGAUGGGGAUGCUAGCUGUAGAACUGGAGAAUACUAAGGCUGAUAAUGUGAAACUCUAUGGGAAGAUCCGUUAUGUCCAAGAUUAUAAUCUUAAGAGGCUCGUCUCUAGAGGGCCAAAGAAGCAUGCAGAAGAUAUUGAAAGUGGUUUCAGUUCGGAUGUUGAGUCCAAGUACAAGAAGAUGUAUGAGGAUGACAUAAAUCCCUUUGCUGCUUUCUCAAAGAAGGAAAGGGACCAAAGGUACAAGGAACUUGGUUUAAGAGAUAAAAUUACACUGAGCAGCAGCCGUUUUCUUCUUGGCAACAAGUAUGCUCGAAUAUUCUUAUUCUUUUACUCUAUUGGGUUGCAUCUCCUUGUAUUUACAUGUCUUUACAGAAUGUCAACCUUAAGCCAUCUCUCAGAGUGCAGCACCAGUCAUGGCCAUGACGAAGUUAUUCUUGAUGCUGGGAAUCAUACGCUAUCUCACGCACUCUAAGCAACUAAUCGGACGGUGCACCUGUAUUUUACGAGUUUAGGUUUUUCAUGUAAGAAGCGCCAUUCUUGGCUCCUUUGUUAAAGGGGCAGCCAAUGUACAUAAGAUCAGAACAGCAUUCUGAUUUUGUUUGUAUCCAAGUAAUAUGCAGCAGUUCACUUACAGGCAUAGAUGAGAAAGGCACGUGCGGAACAUGCGCGUGAAUUGGAAAUUCCAUUCCGUGCACUGAUUUCGCGUGCAGCAGCCCAAAGUUUUUGUUUUGUUUUUUC
Molecule: messenger RNA, 2516 nt
Organism: Elaeis guineensis (African oil palm)
Lineage: Eukaryota; Viridiplantae; Streptophyta; Magnoliopsida; Arecales; Arecaceae
Product: protein CASP-like
Biological process (GO): intra-Golgi vesicle-mediated transport
Cellular component (GO): Golgi membrane
Source: RefSeq, a predicted model, not a curated record